CCCCUCUCACUCCCAAGAUGAGGAGGAGAAAGUUUACGUAUUCCCUGCGCAUGCCUCAUGUGUCGUGUGAAUCUAUCGCGAUAGGUUGUCGCCGACGAGCGGUGUCCAAACUCCCAAGGACGAGGAGUCGUCUCCCGCGUCUAUGACGUCUUCAUCGACUUGAUAACCCGCAGGAAUGGCUAUCUGCAAUUAUUCAGAAUGCUCUGCCGGGACAUGGCCCCCACUUGCUGAGGUCGAAGCGAGGAUGGAAUCGAGUAUCUGCUGGACGGUGACCAUAAGCUUGUUGCUUAUAAAAAGGCCCUUGUUCUAGCCCUCUGGGCCCAGUGAGGAGACUAUAUCUAGCUGGCUGCUCGCUGCCUCCGCUGCUUGUAGUAUUGAUACCAAGCUUUCCCUUGUCUCCAUCUUACCUAUAUUACCCGAUACUGCUUGAGCCUCUUUCGUCGGAAUCGUCACCAUGGGUAAAGACGACGAGCCAAAGACCUAUCGCUACAAUGAAGCACCUGUCUACACAGCCUCCAAUGGCUGUCCGGUCAUGGACCCAGAGGCCUCUCUGCGGGUUGGUAGCAAUGGUCCUCUACUGCUCCAAGACUUCCACUUGAUCGACCUGCUCGCUCACUUUGACCGAGAGAGGAUCCCGGAAAGAGUGGUCCACGCCAAAGGUGCUGGCGCCUAUGGCGAGUUUGAGGUUACGGACGACAUCAGCGAUAUCACUGUCAUCGACAUGCUCAAGGGAGUUGGCAACAAGACCAAAAUGUUCCUUCGUUUCUCGACCGUGGGAGGAGAAAAGGGCUCCGCUGACAGUGCUCGUGAUCCUCGUGGGUUCGCCGCCAAGUUCUACACCAAAGAAGGGAACUGGGACUGGGUGUUCAACAACACACCUGUUUUCUUCCUCCGGGAUCCAGCCAAGUUCCCCAUCUUCAUUCACACCCAAAAGCGCAACCCUCAGACCAACCUGAAAGAUGCCACCAUGUUCUGGGAUUACCUGUCUACGCAUCAGGAGUCGGUCCACCAAGUGAUGCACCUGUUCAGCGACCGUGGCACACCGUAUUCCUACCGCCACAUGAACGGCUACUCGGGCCAUACUUACAAGUGGAUUAAGCCCGACGGCACCUUCAACUACGUCCAGAUCCACUGCAAGACCGACCAGGGCAGCAAGACCUUCACCAACGAGGAGGCAGCUAAACUGUCCGCUGAAAACCCGGACUGGCACACCCAGGACCUUUUCGCUGCGAUCGAGAGGGGAGAAUAUCCGUCUUGGACUUGCUACGUGCAGGUUCUCAGCCCUGAACAGGCAGAGAAGUUCCGCUGGAACAUCUUCGACCUGACCAAAGUUUGGCCGCAAGGUCAAGUGCCGCUGCGCCGAUUCGGCAAGUUCACCCUCAACAAGAACCCGCAGAACUACUUCGCAGAGGUAGAGCAAGCAGCGUUCUCACCGUCGCACAUGGUUCCGGGCGUUGAGCCUUCGGCCGACCCUGUCCUGCAAUCCCGCCUGUUCUCCUACCCGGACACCCACCGCCACCGCCUGGGUGGAAACUAUGAACAGAUCCCGGUUAACUGCCCGCUCAAUGCGUUCAGCCCCUGGCACCGGGAUGGAUUCAUGAGAGUGAACGGAAACUACGGCGCAAACCCCAAUUACCCAUCGAGCUUCCGGCCGCUGACAUAUCGCCCGGUCAAGGCUAGCCAGGAGCACGAGAAGUGGGCGGGAGCAUUGGUGGCAGAGCAGAUCCCCGUUACGGACGAGGACUUCGUGCAAGCCAAUGGACUCUGGCAGGUCCUUGGCCGUCAACCGGGCCAGCAGGACAACUUUGUCAAGAACGUGUCAGGCCAUCUGUGCAAUGCGCACGAACGGGUGCGGAGACAGACGUACGGCAUGUUCCGGCGGGUUAAUGCCGACCUAGGAAAGCGGAUUGAGGCGGCGACCGAAGCCCUGGUCGAUGGCUCGAGAAACGCUCGGCUGUAGUGAAUAAGAAUAUUGUGAGACCUGGCAAUGAUAAUAAUGCGUAUACGGAUGUAAUUUGAUUUUAAUUUGAAAAGGAUUAAUUAGCCCA
This is a messenger RNA of Monascus purpureus, 2048 nucleotides long. The record is from the annotation of a GenBank genome assembly. NCBI's taxonomy places the organism in Eukaryota, Fungi, Ascomycota, Eurotiomycetes, Eurotiales, Aspergillaceae.